GGCGGGGACUCUAAGAUGGCGGCGCCCCGGCGGCAGUCACGUGGGCGCCGCCAUGUCGGGCCGGCAGGGCAACAAGCUGCCCAGCAACCUGCCCCAGCUGCAGAACCUCAUCAAGCGCGACCCGACCUCCUACACCGAGGAGUUCCUGCAGCAGUACCACCACUACCAGUCCCAUGUGGAGAUCUUCACCUUCCAGCCCGACAAGCCCAGCAAGGAGCUGGCGGAGCUGGUCAUGUUCCUGGCGCAGGUUGCCCACUGCUACCCGGACCAAAUGGCCAACUUCCCACAGCAGCUCAAAGAGAUGCUCUCGUACCACCAUACGGUGCUGGACGCAGACCUUCGAAUGGUAAGGCUGCCACCAAAAGGUGUUUGGGGCAGACCAUGGCCUCUGCUUCAAGUAUACCUGUGAGAGUUCAGCGCUUCAAGUUUGCUUUUGCAUCUUUAAUAAAGAUGGAAACUGGGGGGUGCUGUGAAAUUGUGAUUCUGAUCUCUGCUUCUCCCGUACAGACCUUCUGUAAGGCUUUGAUGUUGUUAAGAAACAGGAAUCUGAUAAAUCCAACAAGUUUGCUGGAGCUCUUCUUUCAGCUGCUGCGAUGUCACGAUAAACUUCUACGAAAAACUCUGUAUACUCACAUUGUGACAGACAUCAAGAAUGUAAAUGCUAAGCACAAAAACAAUAAAAUAAACACAACACUACAGAACUUCAUGUACACCAUGUUGAGGGACAGCAAUCCCACUGCUGCCAAGAUCUCUCUGGAUGUGAUGAUUGAACUUUACAGAAGGAAUAUUUGGAAUGAUGCCAAAACGGUCAAUGUCAUCACAACUGCUUGCUUUUCCAGAGUGACAAAGGUAUUAGUUGCUGGUUUGAAGUUCUUCCUUGGGAAGGAUGAAAGUGAGAAUCAAGAGAGUGACUCAGAAUCUGAGGACGAUGGCCCCACUGCCAGAGAUCUGAUGGUGCGGUAUGCAACAAACAAGAAAACGACCAAGCGCAAGAAGAAACUGGAAAAAGCAAUGAAGGUUCUUAGGAAACACAAAAAGAAGAGCAAGCCAGAGGUGUUCAACUUUUCUGCUAUUCACUUGAUUCAUGAUCCCCAGGACUUUGCAGAGAAACUGCUGAAGCAGCUGGAGAACUGUAAGGAACGAUUUGAAGUGAAGAUGAUGCUCAUGGACCUAAUAUCUAGGCUAGUUGGAAUCCAUGAGCUUUUUCUUUUUAAUUUCUACCCCUUCAUUCAGAGAUUUCUACAGCCCCAUCAGAGAGAAGUGACAAAGAUUCUUCUGUUUGCGGCGCAAGCUUCGCAUCAGCUAGUACCACCUGAGAUUAUCCAGUCAGUGUUGAUGACCAUCGCCAACAACUUUGUCACUGACAAGAAUUCUGGGGAGGUCAUGACUGUAGGAAUCAAUGCAAUAAAAGAAAUCACAGCGAGAUGUCCGUUAGCCAUGACUGAAGAUCUGCUCCAUGACCUUGCUCACUACAAGACUCAUAAAAAUAAAAAUGUGAUGAUGUCUGCAAGAACUCUGAUACACCUCUUCCGUUCGCUGAACCCAGAGAUGCUACAGAAGAAAUACAGAGGUAAACCUACUGAAGCCUCGGUGGAAGCCAGGAUUCAUGAAUAUGGAGAACUGGAUGCCAAAGACUAUAUUCCAGGAGCAGAAGUACUGGAGGUUGUGAAUGAAGAGGAAAAAGGAGAAAACCAAGAGGAAGAUGGAUGGGAAAGUGCUAGUAUGAGUGAGGGGGAAGAUGAUGAAGAUGGAGAGUGGAUUGACGUCCACCACUCUUCAGAUGAGGAGCAGCAAGAAGUGGCAGAGAAGAUGAAAAGCAUGCCUAUAGAGGAACGGAAAGCUAAAGCUGCAGCAGUCAGUACAAGCAGGCUGCUAACUCAAGAAGACUUCCACAAAAUACGUCUUGCUCAGCUCUCCAAAGAGCUUAAUUCUGCACCAGGCAAAGCUGCAAAGAGGAAAAAUAUUGAAAUAGAUGAGGAAGAGGAGAGCAGGGGCGAGUUGCUUUCACUCAGAGAUAUCGAACAUCUACAUAAGAAGCCGAAGUCAGACAAGGAGACAAGAUUGGCAACUGCAAUGGCUGGAAAAACAGACAGAAAAGAAUUUGUGAAAAAGAAAACAAGAAUUAACCCAUUUGCCAGCUCUACCAAUAAAGAGAAGAAAAAGCAGAAGAACUUUAUGAUGAUGAGAUACAGCCGUAAUGUCCGGACCAAAAAUAAGCGUUCUUUCAGGGAAAAACAGCUGGCUCUUAGAGAUGCACUUCUGAGACAGAGAAAACGGCUGCUGAAAUAAAAUGGUAAAGGAGAAGAAUAGUUAAUCAUCCUUGAAGAAACAGGAAACUUAGAAAUGCUUAUUUUCCAUUCUCUUAAAGAAG
Cygnus olor (mute swan) is the source of this 2371-nucleotide messenger RNA. RefSeq names its product SDA1 domain containing 1 (gene SDAD1). Lineage: Eukaryota; Metazoa; Chordata; Aves; Anseriformes; Anatidae. Gene Ontology annotation, cellular component: nucleolus. The transcript is spliced from 21 exons. Bases 16 to 2289 code for a protein of 757 amino acids. The record is from RefSeq and is a predicted model, not a curated record. Gene Ontology annotation, biological process: ribosomal large subunit export from nucleus; ribosomal large subunit biogenesis.